This is a messenger RNA of Mustela lutreola (European mink), 1364 nucleotides long. It is a transcript of the gene PNMT, whose product is annotated as phenylethanolamine N-methyltransferase. Bases 447 to 1298 code for a protein of 283 amino acids. Lineage: Eukaryota; Metazoa; Chordata; Mammalia; Carnivora; Mustelidae. The transcript is spliced from 3 exons. Gene Ontology annotation, molecular function: phenylethanolamine N-methyltransferase activity. Gene Ontology annotation, cellular component: cytosol. The record is from RefSeq and is a predicted model, not a curated record.
GCGGGGGCUGAUUCGAACCCUGGCCAGAGAGAAGGGGUGGGGUGGUGGGGGAAGCGGGUGAAUGAAUGGCUGGGGAGCCAGGGGAGAGCAACUGGAGGAGCUGCGGUCCGGGGUGGGGGUGGGGGAGACAGGGAUCUAAGGGUCCUGGGGGCACGGAGCUGGCUUGGACCAGGUCCGGUGAGGCAAAGGGGGGCGGCGGGAGCAGCUGCGGGGCCGGGGGGUGGAGGUGGGGUGUGUGGCAGGCAGGCCCGGGCCGCCCCCACGCGCCCCGAGUGUCUGCUGCUCGGACACUAAGGGAGAUGGAUGGGGUGGGGGAGAUGCAGCGCGGAGCCCCGGGCUGCUCCUGGCGCGGCCGCCACCCCCGCAUUGGAGGGUCGGGCGGGGAGUCGCUCAGCAGAUAAAGGGGCAGCGAGGCGAGAGAGGACAGCGCGGACGACGGCGGCGGCAUGAGCAAGGCAGACCCGAAGCCCGCUGCGGGCAUGGCCCCGGACUCGGACCCGGGCCCGGCGGCUGUCGCCUCGGCCUACCAGCGCUUCGAGCCCCACGCCUACCUCCGCAACAACUACGCGCCCCCUCGGGGGGACCUGAGCCGCCCGGAUGGCGUGGGGCCUUGGAAGCUGCGAUGCUUGGCGCAGACCUUCGCCACGGGUGAGGUGUCAGGACACAGCCUCAUCGACAUUGGUUCGGGCCCCACCAUAUACCAGCUGCUCAGCGCCUGCGCCCACUUUGAGGACAUCACCCUGACAGAUUUUCUGGAGGUGAACCGCCAGGAGCUGCGGCUCUGGCUGCGGGAGGAGCCAGGAGCCUUCGACUGGAGCACCUAUAGUCGGCACGUCUGCCUCAUUGAGGGCAAGGGGGAGUCCUGGCAGGAGAAGGAGCUCCAGCUGCGAGCCAGGGUGAAGCGGGUCUUGCAUAUCGAUGUGCACCAGCCCCAGCCGCUGGGUGCUGGGAGCCCGGCGCCCCUGCCUGCCGAUGCCCUGGUCUCUACCUUUUGCCUGGAGGCCGUGAGCCCGGACCUUGCCAGCUUCCAGAGGGCCCUGGACCACAUCACCACCCUGCUGAGGCCUGGGGGGCACCUCCUCCUCAUCGGGGCCCUGGAGGAGUCAUGGUACCUGGCUGGGGAGGCCAGGCUGGCCGUGGUGCCCGUGGGAAAGGAGGAGGUCACGGAGGCCUUGGUCCGCAGCGGCUAUGAGGUGCGGGACUUGCGCACCUACGUCAUGCCUGCCUGCCUUCAGACAGGGGUUGACGAUGUCAAGGGCAUCUUCUUCGCCUGGGCCCAGAAGAAGGUGGCAAUGUGAUGGCCCAGUGCACCCAGAUCCCCUGUGAUGUGAGGUGGCACAAAAUAAAGAAGUUCCUCCAGCUGA